Messenger RNA from Myotis brandtii (Brandt's bat), 7947 nucleotides. RefSeq names its product maltase-glucoamylase 2 (putative) (gene MGAM2). The transcript has 46 exons. Gene Ontology annotation, biological process: carbohydrate metabolic process. Gene Ontology annotation, molecular function: alpha-1,4-glucosidase activity; carbohydrate binding. Lineage: Eukaryota; Metazoa; Chordata; Mammalia; Chiroptera; Vespertilionidae. The record is from RefSeq and is a predicted model, not a curated record.
ACGGCUAUGAGAUGGCGAGGAAGCUCCGUGUGUUGGAAAUCUUUCUGUUCAUCUGCUUCCUAAUUGUAUUGGCCGCGGAUAUCUUCUUGCUGUUUCUGGUGCUUGAGGAUACUUCAGAUGCUCCAUUUAGUCCACAGUGCCCUGAGAUCCCUGAAUCACAUAGGAUAGACUGUGCGCCUGGCGAGAUGGUGUCAAAGGAAAACUGCAUUGAGAAAUAUAAGUGCUGCUGGAAGCCUGUGUCAGACACUAAUGUCCCCAGGUGCUUCUUCCCCAGGAACUGGGGCUAUGAAGUCAAUGGAAGCCUUAAAUAUGAAAACACAGGGUUAACUGCUGACUUGAAAAAGGUGCUAACCCCAUCUCGGUUUGGAGAUGAUGUCUCUAAUGCCCACUUCACAGCUGAGUAUCAGACAUGCAGGCGUCUUCGUUUUAAGAUCACUGAAACCAAUAACACACGCUAUGAAGUCUCCCAUGAGCAUGUUAAACUGUUUAAUAUGACUGUUGGUUCCACCAACCGGAGCUAUUACAUCGAGGUCAUAGAGAAACCCUUUGGCAUCAAAAUAAUGAGGAUGAGCAACAAAAAAGUCUUGUUGGACACGAGCAUUGGGCCCCUCCUGUUCGCCAAUCAGUACCUGCAGCUGUCCUUCCUGCUGCCCAGCGCCAACGUGUAUGGGCUCGGAGAACACGUGCACCAGCAGUACCGCCACAACAUGGGCUGGAAGACCUGGCCCAUCUUCACCCGGGAUGCCACCCCCACCAAGGGCAUGAUUAACUUGUAUGGAGCUCACACAUUCUUCUUGUGCCUUGAAGACGCCAGUGGCUCCUCUUUUGGGGUCUUUCUGAUGAACAGUAAUGCUAUGGAGGUCACCCUUCAGCCGGCUCCUGCAAUCACUUACCGCACCAUCGGGGGCAUUUUUGACUUUUAUGUGUUCCUGGGAGACACUCCAGAACAAGUGGUUCAGGAAUACCUGGAGCUUGUUGGACGGCCAUUCCUGCCUUCCUACUGGAAUCUUGGUUUCCAGCUUAGUCGCAGGAAUUAUAAUAACAUCGAGGGAUUGAAAGAGGUUGUAGACCGAACUCGUAAAGCUAGGAUCCCAUAUGAUGUUCAGUACUCGGACAUAGACUACAUGGAUGGAAAGAAGGACUUCACUAUUGAUGAAAAGGCUUUCCCUGGUCUCUCAGAUUUUGCCAAGAACUUACACGAACAUGGACAGAAAUAUGUAAUUAUUAUGAAUCCUGGCAUCUUACAUGAUUCUGAAUACCAGCCCUAUAAGAAUGGAAGAAAAAAGAGAGUAUGGAUCUUGGGGAAUAAAGGCUUUGUCACUGGACAGGGAUAUCCCGGAAAGAUAGUCUUUCCUGCUUAUGAUAAUCCAACUUGUACUCAAUGGUGGACAGAAGAGCUUCAAGAAUUUCAUAAAACUUUGGAGUUUGAUGGAGUGUGGCUUGAAAUGGAGGAAGUAUCUAUUCUCCAAGGUUCUGAUCAUGGGUGUGAAGAUAACAACUGGAACUAUCCUCCUUUCACUCCCCGAGUUCUGGACCGCUCGCUUUUUGCAGGAACCCUCUGCAUGGACGCCGAGGUUUACCAGGAGCUUCACUAUAAUGUCCACAGCUUGUAUGGCUACUCCAUGGCAAGAGCCACAGACUCGGCCUUGAAUACUGUCUUCCCCAAUAAGAGGAACUUCAUCUUGUCUCGUUCUACUUUUGCUGGGUCUGGCAAGUUUGCAGCUCAUUGGUUAGGGGACAAUGCAGCUGCAUGGGAUGAUCUUCGAUGGUCCAUCCCUAGUAUCCUUGAGUUCAACCUAUUUGGCAUCCCCAUGGUCGGUGCCAAUAUCUGUGGUUAUAAAAAUAAUACCACAGAGGAGCUCUGCAGAAGAUGGAUGCAGCUUGGAGCAUUUUAUCCACUAUCCAGGAAUCACAAUGGGCCUGGGUUCAGGGACCAGGACCCUGCUGCCUUUGGUGAAGACUCUCAGCUCUUGAGUUCCUCCAGGCAUUAUCUGAACAUCCGCUACACCCUGCUGCCUUAUCUCUACACCCUCUUCUACCGAGCUCAUACCCUGGGGAAAACUGUAGCGAGGCCCCUGGUCCAUGAGUUCUACCAGGACAAUGCUACAUGGGAUGUGCAUGAGCAGUUCUUAUGGGGACCUGGACUCCUCAUCACGCCUGUGUUAUAUGAAGGUGUGGACCGGGUGAAAGCAUACAUACCAGAUGCCAUCUGGUACGACUAUGAGACAGGAACAGCCAUCCAAUGGAGGAAACAAUUGGUGGAGAUGCUACUGCCCCCUGAUAGGAUAGGACUUCACCUUCGAGGGGGCUGCAUAUUUCCCAUCCAGCAGCCAAACACAACCACAGAGGCCAGUCGGAAGAACUCCCUGGGACUCAUUAUUGCCUUGGACUACAAGAGAGAAGCAAAGGGAGAGCUGUACUGGGAUGAUGGUGUAUCUGCAGAUGCUGUAACGAAAAAGAAUUAUAUUCUGUAUGAGUUUUCUGUCACCUCGAACCAUCUACAAGCAAAGAUUACAAAUAAUUAUAUGGACCCCGACAACCUCACAUUUACAGAUAUCAUAAUCUUGGGAAUGGACAAAGAACCUACUAAUUUUGUCCUUAAUGAUAUUGCCAUUUUAAACGUUAGCUACAAUGCAUCAACGAAGGUGGUGAAAAUCACUGAUCUCGAGGGACUGGUACUGGGACAAGAAUUCUCCAUGAGGUGGACUCUUUUGGUCAGUGACCAAGAGAAGUUCAACUGCUACCCUGAGGAUCCCACUGCCUCUGAGGAGAAGUGCAAGCAGCGGGGGUGCCUUUGGGAGAACACAGUUGUUCCUGGUGUGCCCACCUGUUUCUAUGACACCAUCCCUAAGUAUGCUCCCAGUAAUAUUCAGUAUUCACCCACUGGCAUCACCACAGACCUUACCCACCUGACAGCCCCUGAGUCAGCUCGAGCAGCAGCACCAUCACCACGGAGCACGCGACAUACACCUGCAGCAGCAGCCGCCACCUCUCACCCUCUUUCUGCAGAGAUCAGCUCCCUUAGGAUCAGCGUGAUCUACCACACGGAAAGCAUGCUGCAGUUCAAGAUCUAUGAUCCCACUAAUAAAAGGUAUGAGGUCCCAGUGCCUCUGAACACUCCUUCCUCUCCUGUUGGCUCGCCUGAAAACCGUCUGUAUGAUGUCAGGAUUCAAAACCAUCCUUUCGGGAUCCAGAUUCAACGAAAAAGCUCCAGCACUUUCAAGAAGAAUUCCUAUGGUGUCCACCCCUACUACAUGGGACUGGAGGAGGAUGGCAAUGCCCAUGGAGUGCUUCUGCUAAACAGUAAUGCCAUGGAUGUGACAUUCCAGCCUACUCCUGCCCUGACAUACCGCACCACAGGAGGGAUUUUGGACUUUUAUGUAUUUUUGGGGCCAACUCCCGAGCUUGUAACUCAGCAAUACACUGAGUUGAUUGGUCGGCCAGCAAUGAUUUCAUACUGGGCCUUGGGAUUCCAGCUGAGUCGCUAUGGAUACCAGAGUGAUACUGAAAUCUCCAAUUUGUAUGAUGAAAUGGUGGAAGCCCAGAUUCCCUAUGAUGUUCAGCAUGUAGACAUCGAUUACAUGGACCGGAAGCUGGAUUUUACCCUCAGCACCAGCUUUCAAAACCUUAGUCUGCUGAUGGAGCGAAUGAAGAAAAAUGGCACAAGAUUUGUCCUUGUUCUGAAUCCAGGCAUUUCUCGCAAUGAGACCAAGUAUCUCCCAUUCACCACAGGGCAGGAAAACAAUGUAUUCAUCAAAUGGCCUAACAGCAGUGACAUUGUCUGGGGAGAGGUAAGGAUUGGGAGGAGAUGCCUAUAAUUAAUCAGCAUCACAAUAGACCCAGUGUGAGAGCCUGUGUUACUCUUCCAGAUGUACAAAGCCCACAUUGCAUAUCCUGACUUCCUGCGUAACAGCACAGCUGCUUGGUGGAAGGAGGAAAUAAAAAAGCUUUACACAAACCCAAAGAGCUUGAAGUUCGAUGGACUGUGGAUCGAUAAGAAUGAGCCAUCAAACUUUGUGGAUGGAUCUGUCAGUGGCUGCCGUGAUGAAAUUCUUAAUAAGCCACCGUAUAUGCCAUAUUUGGAGUCCAGGGACAGGGGUCUCAGCAGCAAGACCCUGUGCAUGGAGAGCGAGCAGAUCCUGCCCGACGGCUCCCGGGUGCGGCACUACGAUGUGCACAGCCUGUACGGGUGGUCCCAGACCAGACCCACAUACGAAGCUGUGCAGGAGGUGACUGAUCAGCGAGGGGUCGUCAUUACCCGCUCCACGUUCCCCUCUUCUGGCCGCUGGGCAGGACACUGGCUGGGAGACAACACGGCUGCAUGGGACCAGCUGAGGAAGUCUAUCAUUGGCAUGAUGGAGUUCAGUCUCUUUGGAAUACCUUAUACAGGAGCAAAUAUCUGUGGAUUCUUGGGAAAUGCUGAAUAUGAGAUGUGUCUUCGCUGGAUGCAACUGGGGGCAUUUUAUCCAUUUUCCAGAAACCACAACACCAUCGGGACAAGGAGACAAGAUCCUGUGGCCUGGAAUUCAACCUUUCAGACGUACUCAAGAAAAGUCCUCCAGACCAGAUACACCCUGCUGCCUUACCUCUAUACUCUGAUGCACAAAGCUCACGUUGAGGGCAGCACUGUUGUCCGCCCUCUCCUCCAUGAGUUUAGAGAAGAUAGGACAACGUGGGAUAUAGACCGUCAGUUCAUGCUGGGCCCUGCCGUCUUAAUCAGCCCCGUGCUGACAAGUAACACUUUUGAGGUCCAUGCUUAUUUCCCCAGAGCCCGUUGGUAUGACUAUAGCAUGGAAUCUGGCAAUACAUCGACAGGUGAGUGGAGAAUCCUGGAGGCUCCCCUUGACCACAUCAACCUUCAUAUCAGAGGAGGCUACAUCUUGCCUUGGCAAGAGGCUGCAAUGAACACUCACUCCAGUCGACAGCUAUUUAUGGGAUUGAUUGUUGCUUUGGAUGACAAUGGGAACGCUGAAGGUCAGAUGUUCUGGGAUGAUGGACAAAGCAUUGAUACCUAUGAAAAUGGAAACUAUUUUUUGGCAAACUUUACAGCAAGUCAGAACAUAUUGCAAAUCCAGACCAUGCACAAUAAGUAUUUGAAUGAUUCAAAUCAACUGAAAGUUGGAUAUAUUAAAAUCUGGGGGAUCCAUUCUACUUAUGUGACACAAGUCAAUGUCACCUAUGACAACAAGCAAUUCACGACAACGAAUUUCAUGAGUGACCCCUACAAUCAGACACUAACUAUUCAACUGAUUGACAAGAUUUUCAGUCUGGAAAAGUUAACUGAGGUCACUUGGAGUCACCAUGUUCCCGAUGUUACUACUACACCUAUGACGAGUACCUUCUCAUCAACAUCUCCAGAUCCUACAUCUACUAUUAUUGCUACCAUUUCUGAGUCUAUUGUCACUAGUUUUGCUUCAAGUACUAGUUCUGCUAGCAAUAGUACAGCCUCUCCUAUUAUAACCACUUCUUUCCCAACAAGUACUAUUGAAGAUACACCUGGUACUAUUGUUCCUAAUACUCCUUUCCCUACAAAUACUACCACUGCUAGCACUGGUACUGCCUUUCCUAUCACAACCACUAAUACAACUACUCCUUUUCCUACAACUACUCCUUUCCCUACAAAUACUACCACUGAAAUCACUGGUACUGCCUUUCCUAUCACAACCACUAAUACAACUACUCCUUUUCCUACAACUACUCCUUUCCCUACAAAUACUACCACUGAAAUCACUGGUACUGCCUUUCCUAUCACAACCACUAAUACAACUACUCCUUUUCCUACAACUACUCCUUUCCCUACAAAUACUACCACUGAAAUCACUGGUACUGCCUUUCCUAUCACAACCACUAAUACAACUACUCCUUUUCCUACAACUACUCCUUUCCCUACAAAUACUACCACUGAAAUCACUGGUACUGCCUUUCCUAUCACAACCACUAAUACAACUACUCCUUUUCCUACAACUACUCCUUUCCCUACAAAUACUACCACUGAAAUCACUGGUACUGCCUUUCCUAUCACAACCACUAAUACAACUACUCCUUUUCCUACAACUACUCCUUUCCCUACAAAUACUACCACUGAAAUCACUGGUACUGCCUUUCCUAUCACAACCACUAAUAUAACUACUUUCCCUACAGCCACUCCUUUCCCUACAACUACUACCACUGUUAGCACUGGUACUGCCUUUCCUAUCCCAACCACUAAUACAACUACUCCUUACCCUACAAAUACUACCACUGAAAUCACUGGUACUGCCUUUCCUUCCACAACCACUAAUACAACUACUCCUUACCCUACAAAUACUACCACUGAAAUCACUGGUACUGCCUUUCCUUCCACAACCACUAAUACAACUACUCCUUACCCUACAAAUACUACCACUGAAAUCACUGGUACUGCCUUUCCUUCCACAACCACUAAUACAACUACUCCUUUCCUUACAACUACUACCACUGCUAGCACUGGUACUGCCUUUCCUAUCACAACCACUAAUACGACUACUCCUUUCCCUAAAACUACUCCCACUGCUAUCACUGGUACUGCCUUUCCUUUCACAACCACUAAUACAACUACUCCUUUCCCUACAAAUACUACCACUGCUAGCACUGGUACUGCCUUUCCUAUCACAACCACUAAUACAACUACUCCUUUCCCUACAAAUACUACUAAUACUACCACUGGUACUGCUGGUCUUAUUACCACUCCUCUUUCCCCAACAGAUACCAAUGCUACUAGCACUAAUAAUACGCUUCCGAUUACAACUAUUCCUUCUCUUACAAAUACUGAGACUGAUACUACUAGCAUGGAUUCAGUUACUACAAAUGUUUUAAAUACUACCACUGCUAGAAACACAAAAACAACUACAGCUAUCACAACAGUUACUUUAAUAACAAAUGGUACUUCUGAACAAACUACUACAGUGAUCAUGUCAACUCUACCUCCUACAGGCACCCUUGGUAUCACCACCACAGAUAAUGCACUGACCAGAAUCAGUACCACUACUUAUCCUCCAGAUACCCCUACCCAUGCUUUAAGUACCACAUCCAGGAGCACUCAAAGCACCACCAAUACAAAUAUUACCAAUAUGACAACUGGUGUUACUGACAUUAUAAAUACUCCCACUAGAAACAGCUCAGCUACUACUGAUACAAUAAUUACUAGUACUCAAGACAUUUCCACUUCCUCACAUAUGAACAUUACAGAUAUUAAAUCUACUACUAAAGUUACUGGAAAUGCCAUCACAGCGUAUACUACCACCAUCACUACAUCUGUUUUCAGCACAAAAACUGCAAAUUCAAACACUACUUCUGACACCAUCCUUACAAACACUUACAUUCCAAGUACCACAGCUAUUCCCACCACCAAUACUAUGAACACUACAGAGCAUUCAGAAAAUAUUGCUGAUGAAGAUAACUCCAGGAGUGUUUUUAUUCCAAAUACUACAGUAGCCUCAGAUUCAUUAACACCUUUUCUAGAUACAGCAACUCACCAUCAUGUAACAACAAAUUCUACAACCAGUUUUUUACCUCUUAUUGUAACUAAUGCGACCACGGCUAUUACGAAUGUUACCAUUUAUGCUUCAAAUACUAGUAUUCCUGAUAGAACACCAAUGGAUGCCUCUACUCCUGCAUCGUCUUAUAUUGCAAACACCACAAAUACUACUGUAGUUCCCUGAUUACUACUCAAAGCAGGAUAACUACUACAGGCAUCUCUUUAAAACUAUUACAGAUAUAGAAAAUCAAUAAACAGGUACAUGAUUUUAUGCUACAUAAAUUUUCACAAAUAUCUGCACUAGCUUUUACAGAUAUGGCUACUCCAAGCACUGUAGGCAUUGAAGGUAUAUCUCAAGAUGUAUCCAGUACUUACUUUGUAACUACUUCUUUUGGAACCAGAAUAUAUGCAACUAUUUUUAAAAUUAUAACUCACAUAGCCCCAUCAAUUAC